AUGUCUUUAAAUAGACGUGCUUGUGGUACUCAUCAAUUUGAAUUUUCGAGAAAAGAAAUCAAUCACCAUUUGAAACCUGUGCCUGAUUCGGACCCAGGAUUUAUAAAUUCAAAAUCUUCACACGCAAAUCAUGUAUACGAUCUUUGGCAACAUCGAUGGAAAAAUGAUAUUUCUUCCAAUCGUCUUGGUAUUCGAUACAAUGUACGCUUUGCAGCCAACAGUAGUAAUUUCAUACGCAAACACCCAGGCGCCUACAUUUAUAGGAAACACCUUUUGGAUUUCAAAUUUAACCUCAGCAGUAACCCCGCAACAAAACGUAAACAGGAAACCCGCUUCAAGAGACAUUGUACGCGGAUGUUCAAAAAUAUUAACCCUAUAUCCCGCACUAUGAAAGAGGAUAAAAUUGCAGCAGGGAGACGUUUUCGCUUCCUGUUUCAUGAAGCUCAACACAUUUAUUCACCUAUUCACCAUCUGAAAUUCAAGCGUUUUUCAACGGAGAAAUUAUUACCUGAUCCCGAUGACUAUACAUUUAAGAUACCUCACCACAUGCUGGAGAAUUCCAGUAUUACGCCUAUAGCUCGAUCACAACCUUCGACCUCAUAUAGGCCUUCUGAUUACGAUUCAUCCGCCGCUAACGCUAUGGGUACUACUCUCAAACAUUAUUAUCGUCGAGCAAUGUCAACUCGACAAAUCACGGUCUGGACUAAAGAAUACCACAAGUAUAUAAAACAACCUCCACCACCUCCAAAACCUUCCAAAAAAAAACAACAUCACAAGUGGAAGAAAUGGAUGGAAAAGCAUCAAGAUUAUGAUGACUUUAUGAGUAAACCGUACGCUCCAAGGCCUUAUUGCCCGCCUGAUUACCAUACAGACCUCUUUGGUUCUCCUUCAUACACAUCAGAUGAAACUAAAACAGUGGAAUACCGACCUCACAAGAGGGAUACGUUGACUAAUCCUUCCGCUUCGUUACAAUCACACGACAGUAAAAGACCAAGACCAGCGAAUAGUUACCUAUCCGACUCCCUAUUUACUAGUCUUAAUUCUAAUUAA
Molecule: messenger RNA, 1050 nt
Organism: Rhizophagus irregularis DAOM 181602=DAOM 197198
Lineage: Eukaryota; Fungi; Glomeromycota; Glomeromycetes; Glomerales; Glomeraceae
Source: RefSeq, a predicted model, not a curated record